AUGUCCCAAGGACCUUCACAAGCCUCGCCCCAAGAGGCUGCUCCCUCACAACCUCAGUCCAUCCGGCGCCAACCAGACAUCAACGCAUACUCCGCCUCGUGGUCCCGCCCCCUCAAGCAAUUCAGCCUCUUCUUCCUCGGCGCCGCCUUCACUGCCGCCUCCGUAGGCGUGUCCCGCCGCUCCGUGCUCCGUCGCCAGCGCGCCUCCUUUCCCAAGUUCUACUCGUCCAACAGCCCCGGCCCGCAGGACGGCAACAGCUCCGAGGGCGCCCUGCUGGGCGUCCACGCGCUGGGGCUGGCGACUCUCAACGUGGCGAGCUUUGCGGUGCUGCUGACGGGGGGCCUGUCCUGGGCGUUUGAUCUCAGCUCUGUGCAGGAGCUGAGGGAGAGGACGAGGGCGGCGCUGCAGAGGCCUGGGGGGGAGGUCAGUGCGGAGGAUGAGAAGGAGUUUGAGCAGAUGAUGGAUAAUUUGAUGGCCAAGCUGGGGAUGGACAAGGCGUCUGUUCAGAGCGGGGAGAAGGGGAAUGAGAAGGGCCAGGCGGAGAAAUGA
Trichoderma citrinoviride is the source of this 549-nucleotide messenger RNA. RefSeq lists its product as hypothetical. Lineage: Eukaryota; Fungi; Ascomycota; Sordariomycetes; Hypocreales; Hypocreaceae. Gene Ontology annotation, cellular component: mitochondrion. The coding region runs from base 1 to 549 and encodes 182 amino acids. The transcript has a single exon. The record is from RefSeq and is a predicted model, not a curated record.